AUGCUGCUGUCGGUCUUCAGGAUGCGGUUCGUCUCGGCCACUCCAAGGGACAAGACCACCCCGCCCUCGCACGCCGACGUGCUGCUCGGGGGCUCCUUCUACACCGUGACUUCGAAGUUCACCAUCAUCCCCUCGGGCCGCUUCUCGGCGCAGGAGUGCCAGCUCAUGCGCGACAUCGCCAAGAACCGCAACGCUAGCACGCGCAAGGUCUGGACAUCUACCAUGAAGUACAAACUCAAAGGCGCCGGGACCUUCGAGACCAGCAGUCCAGGCCGAGGUAGCUCUCUUCAGCCUGGCUGUUCGGAGCCACCGACGCAUGCGCAUUCAGGCAACUACGGCGGCCGUCAUCUUCCUGCAGUUGACGCUCCCCGCGAACCCGCCCACAACGCCAAGCUGCGCUCAGAGCUCGAGAAGGUGGCGUCCAAGAUCGCUGAAUACGAACUGCACCGACGGGAAGACCAACGCGCCCUCGAAGGUCUAUUCCAGAAGGCCCAAGACCAGAACGGCGCGGUCAAGCAGGGCAUCGCCGAGGUCGUCGCCGCAGCCGAGCUCCAGUUAUCCCACGUGGCGGGCCAGCUGGCGCCUGCUAGCGCCAUUCCCGUGGACAUGCUGGCCGACGCCUUCGACGCCCAGCGCGUGGUCUCCACCAGCGACUACGUCGACCAGAUGCCGAUCAACCGCCAGCACCACCACGACGACCUGCUGCACCUCGCGCCCGCCGUUUCCGCGGACGCCGAUGCCGCGCAGCUCCGCGCGCCCGCCUCCACCGACUCAGCGCUGAACAACAUGCAGUGGCCGUGCGUCCACCAGAAGGUGCCCCACCCCGGCCAGCAGCCUCUGCACGCCAUCAUCGCGGCGGCGCAUUGCGUGAACUCCAAGCGUGGCGCCGCGGCCGCCGCGCGCGCGAACUCCGCCAGCCUCAAGCCUGUAAACGACCCUGUCGACCAGAUGCCGACCAGCCUCCCGGACAUAGACGACGACCUGCUGUUCGACGGCCUGCGCUUCUCCAUGCUGGACGGCUCGCUGGACAUGAACAGCGACUGCAUCAUGAAGGACUCGUUCGAGUGCGACUCGAUGGAGGACCUCAUCACCACUGCCAUGUGCUUCGGCGGGUGCGAUGGCGGCGACACCUUCGAUGGCUUCGACGACGGCUCCGCCUCCGACGACGACCUCGACGUCUUCGCCCCAGGCGAUUCCGACAACGGCGACCUCUCCACUUCCCUCGGCCUUAUUUCCGACAAGUACAAC
Messenger RNA from Prorocentrum cordatum, 1248 nucleotides. NCBI's taxonomy places the organism in Eukaryota, Dinophyceae, Prorocentrales, Prorocentraceae. The record is from the annotation of a GenBank genome assembly.